Messenger RNA from Opisthorchis viverrini, 678 nucleotides. RefSeq lists its product as hypothetical. Gene Ontology annotation, molecular function: rRNA (adenine-N6-)-methyltransferase activity. The transcript has 5 exons. Gene Ontology annotation, biological process: rRNA methylation. Bases 1 to 678 code for a protein of 225 amino acids. Lineage: Eukaryota; Metazoa; Platyhelminthes; Trematoda; Opisthorchiida; Opisthorchiidae. The record is from RefSeq and is a predicted model, not a curated record.
AUGCCAUCGUCUAUUUUGACUCGUAAAAAGCUCCAAUGUUACCUGCAGGAUGUGGGUACAUUUAGUAACCCCAAGCUUCAGCUGGAACAGUAUCCCACUUCUGCGCAGGUAGCCACCGAUAUAUUGUUCAAUAUGCAGACCGUAGAUGGCGCACUUCAAGGGAUGUCUGUUGCAGACCUUGGUUGCGGUCCUGGUGUAUUUUCAAUUGGUGCUUGCUUGCUGGGUGCAAGCUAUGUUUUGGCUGUGGAUGUCGAUGCGGACGCCUUGAACGAUUUGUCCGAAAACCUUGAUGCACAUGACCUGAAACACGGCUGCAUUGAUAUCAUGUUGGCUGAUGUUACUCGCUUGAGCAGAGACGACGGGCGCAAACUAGUCGAUACCGUCAUUCUUAAUCCACCUUUCGGGACACUUGCAUCAAACACAGGCAUUGAUAUGAAAUUCCUGAACGCCGCUCUCUCAAUGGCUCAGUCACACGUCUAUUCGUUGCACAAAUCCACCACACGAUCGUUGUCGUUUGGUUCACUUUGUUCUCCGCAGCACGUGCUAAGGACUGCGGAAGCCACUGGAGCCAAAGCCAAAGUUGUCGCGGAGCUUCGCUUCGAUAUUCCCCGAAUGUACAAACGGCAUAAACAAAACACAGUGGAUAUUCAAGUUGAUCUGGUGCAUGCGUGGUUUUGA